ACGAAAGUCUCCCCGCGGUGCGCAGCUCCGUUCAGACUUCAGACCAGAGAUUAGGGGAGCAUUAAAGCAUCCUACCAGUCAACCCCCUCUCCAGUCCUCUUCCUCCCUGUGCGCGAAGAAGGGAAGCCUCCGUUUUUAUUUAUACAACGGAGUACUCCAUAGUUCCGGCUGACCUGACUAGAAGUCUAGCGGUGAACGCGUGCUGGAAUCCCGAGAACUGGAGUUGGAGUUCCGGGAAAGAAACAGGGAGAGAGAAGACGACGACGGGUUGCACAAGUCUCCGAGCCUGCAUGAUCCGUUGCGGCUGGGAAGAAGGAGUGGUGGAAAGAACGAGGAGGAACGGGAAAGAUGCAGGAUUCAGGUAUUAGAGCAUAGAAGAACUUUAAAAGCAUUGUAGUUUUGUGGUAACUGGUAUCUACAGCCAGGUGUUCCUUUUGCUUUGGGUGAUGUCCUUGGCCUUUCUUGUUUGAUGGCAAGUGCAAACACCGGAGGAUUUCGCCUCGUGAGGUGCCCAAAGUGUCUUAAUAUUCUACCAGAACCUGCCAAUGUUUCUGUCUACCAGUGUGGUGGAUGUAACACCACUCUUAGAGCUAAAGUCAGUGUCAGCAAUGCACAAAAUGUGGCCAAAAAACAAGUCCGGCAAGACUCUGACAAUUACUCUGUUGUUACCUCUGUGAGCAAUGGUGUGUCGCCCGAAAACAAAGAUCUGGGUUCCAUUGUUGCUGACGUAGAUGAUUCCUGUACUCCUGAUGCUCCAAGCAACGAGACCGAGUGCGAGAGCAAUGUCAAGGCAAGCAAUGAGAGUGGUGGUGUUAUGUCAGAUGAGAAGAAUGCCAUGGAGGUUACAAAUACUGAGAACAAGGAAGACCGUAAAUCUGAUGGCAGGGACACCAAUGAAGAAACGGAAGUUCCUGCUCUCCAGACACACCCGAAUGGGAAUGACACACAUACAGAUUCUGAUGAAGAGGAGAGCAACACUGUGGAGCGAAGUGCAGAGAAUCCUCCUUCAAAAAAAAGUGCAGAUAAUCCAGAGGCUUGCAGAGUAAUCGAAGUCAGCCAUAUGGAGUGCAGCCUGAAUACCUCUGAGCACAACAAACCGUUAUCCGAGGAUCGAAAAUUAGUUAUAAACUUGCCAGAACCUGAGAAUGGAGCAUGCCAAACUGAACCCGUGACAAACAAGAGAACUAAGCUUGUAAGGGUGCAAUCUCGGUCUUGUGAUCUCCGAGAUAGAGUAUCAGUUGACUCACUUGAUUUCCAAUCUUCCCGGACUUCAUUCCAAUCAAAAAGCUUCCGGGCAAGUGAACCCCUCCAAUCAAAGAUAAUGAAGACAGUGGAUGAUCUGAAAGGUGACCUUUGUGAAAUUUUCAAUGAACCUUCAGAUUGCAAGCCAAGGACACACCCUCCACAUCCUCGGAAACAAGAUGGCUACAUGCCCCAUGUAGCCAUCACAUCCAGUCUACCCCUUACAGCUUAUCAUCCUGCUGCCAAACAUUCUGGCCAUGCAUCUCGCCUGAGUAGGUCUGGCCAAGUUGCUCCCCAUGACCAUGAGCAACCAUUACCGCGAUAUCGUCGGCACAGUGCCUAUUCAUAUAAUCACACUGGCCAAAUGGAAAUGAUGCGGUGCCCUCAUGAAUGCUGCCAUAGCUACCGGCCACCUUGUUGCAGCUCCUGGAAACAAGAACGUGCACUGCAUAAGCCACCUGUCAAGGAGAUAAAGAGACGGCCUCCCCCGAGAAAUCUCUGCCGGCCAGUCCUACGGGGCGCACCAUUCAUCCUUUGCUCGAACUGUCUCAGGCUGGUCCAGCUGCCCACCGGUUUUGCCGUUCCAAGCAGAGGAACACGCAGGCUGCAGUGUGGCUCCUGCUCACAGGUUCUCUCCUACUCCUACAGAGACCCAAGCAGAAAAAAACUUCAGUCACCAUUUGGAGGGGAUGAGUCCAGCAGCACAGAUGAUUACGAAAUCCACCAGGCAGCUGAUGACUUCAACACUGGUGCCCAUCAAGCAGACCCAUACUCCUACUCAGAAGAAUAUGGUCAGUCAGCUGGUGCAAGCUAUUCUACUGAGGACGAACAACCCUUGCAUGUGUCAAGAAACUCAUCUUUCAACACCAUGGAUGAAAGAAGUGGCAAAGAGUCUAAGCUUCAUAGAUUGAUGGGGUACUCUUCAGCGAGUGAGUUGAUGCGGCAUUCCCCUGAUCUCUAUGAGAGUUUCAGCAGAAGAACGCCUAACAUGAGACCACAUGACAUGAAGGGGAAAGGCGUUUGCGUGACCGACGAUGAUUCAGCUGCAGAACAUACUGCAAUGAAGGGAUCAAAAGCAAAAGAGAGAAGUGUAGGCUUGCCAUUCCAAGGAAUGCUGAAGAAAGGCAUUCAUGGACUGGAAUCUCUGAAGUUGAGGUCAUAGCGAAUUUGACUUCGUUUUCCAGGAUUUUGGCGAGUUAGGAAAGAAGCAUACACUCAGGUUUAGUACUCCCUCCGACCGGUAUUACUUGUCUCAAAUUUGCCCAAAUACGGAUGUAUCUAUGUGUAAAAAGCAUCUAGAUACAUGUAAUAUUUCGACAAGUAAUUCUGGCCGGAGGGAGUACGUUUUUUGUGAUGCUGAUAGGUAGGGUGACAUGUAUUUUAGUAGCAGUUAAACAUUCUAAUCGGUGUGUGAGCUUGCUGUGUUCUUUUGCCAUUCGUCUGUCCACGAGGUUACUUGUUUGUCAAAUCUGUGUGCUCUUUGAUGUGUGUAUAGCUUUUCGAGUUCAAACACUCAAAGUUGUGAUUGUAUAGACGGACGAAUUUGUGCUUUCGUUAA
Molecule: messenger RNA, 2800 nt
Organism: Brachypodium distachyon (stiff brome)
Lineage: Eukaryota; Viridiplantae; Streptophyta; Magnoliopsida; Poales; Poaceae
Product: protein ENHANCED DISEASE RESISTANCE 4
Exons: 3
Coding region: 470-2404 (644 amino acids)
Biological process (GO): regulation of defense response to fungus
Source: RefSeq, a predicted model, not a curated record